Molecule: messenger RNA, 651 nt
Organism: Scheffersomyces coipomensis
Lineage: Eukaryota; Fungi; Ascomycota; Pichiomycetes; Serinales; Debaryomycetaceae
Exons: 1
Coding region: 1-651 (216 amino acids)
Source: RefSeq, a predicted model, not a curated record
AUGAGUAAUAUCCCAAUGAAAAUGUUAAUGUUCAUUCCUUCAUUAUUAGAUCCUACUUUCUUAGUUAAAGCAGUGAUACCCAAACGUAAAAUAAAAUCAAGUGCUGGUAAUAGAAAUAGACAAUCAAAGAAUACUGUUAGUACUGCCACCACCACCACUACUACUAAAAGAAUCACAUAUACUAAAAGAAUAUCAACUUCAGAUGUUACUGAUGCUAUUAUUGCCAAUUCUGCUGCUUCCAUUACAAACGACCCUACUAUAGAUGAUGAACCACCAUUCAAUGUUAUAAGUUCAUCGCAUGCUUUAUCAAGUCAUAGAAUAAAUUCAUUUAAUGGACGUGCUUCAUCACCAUUUUUUGAAACAAGUCCAAUAAAUUCACCAUUCUUUGAUGGUUCUUCAUAUACCAGUGAUGACUCUAUGAUGGGAGAUGAUCAUAAUGAUGAAGAAGAAGAAGAAGUAAUUGUCAAUGAUGAUGAUGCAUCAAUUGUUAAUGGUCAUACUCGUAAUGACAGUUUUUACACUUAUGAUAUCAAUAUGACCAAUAGUGAUGAUGAUGAUGAUGUUUGGAGUUAUAAUCCGGAAACAGGUCAUACUAUCAUGAUGAAUGAUGAAAGAAAGAAAACUUCCUCAAAACUGGUUAGAUUUAGUUAG